Messenger RNA from Sorghum bicolor (sorghum), 2488 nucleotides. Its product is annotated as probable galacturonosyltransferase 7. NCBI's taxonomy places the organism in Eukaryota, Viridiplantae, Streptophyta, Magnoliopsida, Poales, Poaceae. The coding region runs from base 347 to 2230 and encodes 627 amino acids. The record is from RefSeq and is a predicted model, not a curated record. The transcript has 9 exons. Gene Ontology annotation, molecular function: polygalacturonate 4-alpha-galacturonosyltransferase activity.
GUGCCCGAUGGGUACGCAGUUACACACAGCACAACACAUUGCUAUUGUCCUUUUGACGUACUACUCGGCACGACCGCACCGCACGAGGUUGAGCCCAGCAACCAACCAGCACUCCCUGAAGCCAGACCAGACCAGACCAGACACCCACUGGCAACUGGCUCCCUUCACUCGGCGGCCGCACCCAACCGCAGUGCGCCGCCGCGAUCAAAGCAAACCCCAGGCCCCCAACCCGCCUGCACGCAACUGCCUCCAACGCGGCAACGGCAAGCGUAGUCACCGCCGCAGUGAGUGAGAUGAUCAGCGGAGGGGCCGCGGCCGCCGGGAACCCCAGGAGGAGGAGGACGCGAUGAAGGCGCAGCCGCUGCUACCGGCGGCGCUCAAGAGGCGGAGGGGCCCGCGCGUGGCGGUGCUGGCGCUCGUCCUCUGCUCCCUGCUCGUGCCCUUGGCCUUCCUCUUCGACCGCGCCCCCUCAGGGUACGUGACGACGGAGGAGCGGCACCGGCAGGAGGUCGUUCUGCCUAAGUUCGAUCACGAGGAGAAGAGGCGUCCUACUGGCGCUGACAGCGGAAAGCGACAGGAGGCGCUGGAGAAGAUCAUCCCUAGAAGUAGAUCAGGAGUCAUUCAUCAACAGACACCCGAGAAGAACAUUUCCAAAGGCAGUACAGGUGUCAUUCAUCACCAAACACCGGAGAAGAACAUCUCCAAAGUUCUUCCAGCACCAAAAGUUGAACCAUCAAAGGAUGUGACGGAUUCAACUAAAGUUGCAAAAGAUGCUAGCCAAGAAGGUGAAAAGGCUGAUGAAGUGGAAAAGGCGAAGUCUUGUCAACUUGAAUUUGGGAGUUAUUGUCUCUGGUCCAUUGAGCACAAAGAAAUAAUGAAAGAUCAUAUAGUGAAAAGGCUAAAAGAUCAACUCUUCGUAGCACGCUCAUACUAUCCAAGCAUUGCAAAACUUCAAGGACAGGAAGCUCUGACUCAGGAAAUGAAGCAAAACAUUCAAGACCAUGAGAGGAUUCUUAGUGUAUCAACAGUUGAUGCUGAUCUUCCAUCCUUUAUCAGCAAAAGGAUGAAGCAGAUGGAGCGAACAAUAGUGAGAGCUAAAUCUUGCACAGUAGAUUGUAAGAAUGUUGACAGGAAGCUUCGCCAGAUACUUGAUAUGACUGAGGAUGAAGCUCAUUUUCAUAUGAAGCAGAGUGCAUUCCUCUACAAUCUCGGUGCCCAGACAUUGCCGAAAAGUCAUCAUUGCCUAUCUAUGAGGUUGACACUAGAAUAUUUCAAAUCAUCUUCAUUGGAUUCUGAUGAUUCUCCUGGCAAGUUCAGUAGUCCAGAAUACAGGCACUAUGUUAUACUAUCUAGGAACGUUCUUGCGGCUUCUGUAGUGAUCAACUCAACUGUGAGCAGUUCUAAGGAGCCAGGCCACCUUGCUUUUCAUAUCCUAACUGAUGCUCAGAACUACUAUGCUAUGAAACACUGGUUUGCCAGGAAUUCAUAUAAAAAUGCAGCUACCCAAGUCAUAAACUACGAAGCAAUUAUUUUGGAGAAACUUCCAAAGUAUACUAUCCGGCAGCUGUAUUUGCCAGAGGAGUUCCGUGUUCUCAUUAGGAGCAUUAAGCAGCCUACUGAAAACACAAGAAUGAAAUACCUGUCACUGUUUAGCCACUCACAUUUCGUUAUUCCAGAAAUAUUCAAGUAUCUAAACAAGGUGGUUGUGUUGGAUGACGAUGUAGUUGUUCAGCGUGAUCUGUCUUUCUUGUGGAAUAUUGAUAUGGGGGACAAGGUAAAUGGCGCUGUUGAAUUAUGUGGUCUGAAACUGGGUGAAAUGAAAAAUGUCUUGGGUAAAACAGCGUAUGAUCCCAAUUUGUGUGCAUGGAUGUCAGGGGUGAAUUUGAUUAAUUUGGAUAAAUGGAGGGAGCAUAAUGUCACAGAGAACUAUCUGUUGCUCAUGAAAAAGUUCAAAUUCAAGGAUGAACUGUCCCUGCGAGCAGCAGCAUUUCCUCUAAGCUUGCUAUCCUUCCAACAUCUAAUAUAUCCCCUAGAUGAAAAAUUGACUCUGGCUGGGCUUGGAUAUGAUUAUGGAAUUGAUGAAGUGGUUGCGCGGAGAUCUGCAUCAUUGCACUACAAUGGCAACAUGAAACCUUGGCUUGAAUUAGGUAUACCGGACUACAAGAAGUACUGGAAGAGGUUUCUUGUCCGAGGAGAUCGAUUUAUGGACGAGUGCAACGUAAAUCCGUGAUGCAGUUGGACCUGAAAUCACAACAAGUGAGUAAAUCUGUGACGCAGUUGGACCUGAAGUCAGAACAAUUAGGAUAGAUGGCUACAUCAGCUAGCCUUACUUAAGUUUGUGCCGGCAAAUUGUGGAAGAGAACGAAUUCUAGUGGUGGAGCCAGGAUUUUUUGAGUUGGAUAUUCCCAACAUGAAAGUAGUAAACACAAAAAUAUAUAUACAGUAGUAUAAAUUUGAGUAAAUGCUGGGGACUGUGAUCCAUGGACCA